AUACAUUUGGAUAUUGUGUGUUUUAAUAAUUUAAUAGUUGUUAAUUAAAAUGUCACAACAUGGUGCAGCAUUACAAACUUACAACCAGGAACUCGUCAAGUGUGAGUUGGAACGCGAUUUAGAAGAUAUGAAACAACGACGUGCUGAAUUACAAAAACAAAUUGAUUUACAAGAAGAAGAUAAAAUAACAUUAGAAAAAGAAAUUGAAAAAAUGUCAACAAAGCUAAUUAGAAUAACUGAUUGUCUUGGUAAAAGAAUAUCUGUACGUAAUGAGUAUGAUAAAACAAUUACAGAAACAGAAGCUGCAUAUACAAAGAUACUUGAAAGUUCACAAUUACUUUUAAAUAUGUUAAAAAGAGAAGCAUCUGUUCUUCAUGAAACAUUGAUUAAAGUUAAUAUUGAUCAACAACAUCGUAGACAAUAA
This is a messenger RNA of Aphidius gifuensis, 424 nucleotides long. RefSeq names its product Sjoegren syndrome nuclear autoantigen 1 homolog. Gene Ontology annotation, cellular component: centrosome; ciliary basal body. Lineage: Eukaryota; Metazoa; Arthropoda; Insecta; Hymenoptera; Braconidae. The transcript is spliced from 3 exons. The record is from RefSeq and is a predicted model, not a curated record. The coding region runs from base 50 to 424 and encodes 124 amino acids.